AUGGACUCCGACGCCGCCGUGCUCCCCACGCACACCACGACCACGACCACGCCGCCGCCGCACUCCAAGAACCAACAAGCCGACGAACUCCGCCACCAGAGCAGCCGCCGGCGCCGGCGCCGCUACGCCUACGUCUGCCUCCUCGUCUCCCUGGGCGCGGCCCUGCUCCUGGGCAUCACGCUCCUGGUGCUCUUCCUCACCGUGCUCCGCGUCCGCGACCCCACCACGCGGCUCGUCUCGUCGCGGGUCAUCGGCUUCGCGCCGGGCCCGGGCCCGGACUUCCAGUUCAACCUCACCAUGCUCCUCACCGUGGGCGUGCACAACCCCAACCCGGCGUCCUUCUCGUACGCGUCGGGUGCCGCGCAGCUCUGGUACCGGGGCGUCCUGGUCGGCGUCGCCGGCGUCGACCCCGGCCACAUCCCCAGCAAGGGGGACGGCACCAUGGAGCUGGUGAUGACCGUGCUGUCCAGCAGCUUCGGCGCGGAGCUGGCGCAGCUGGUCAAGGACAUGGAGGCCGGCGCGGUGCCGCUGGACGCCAGCGCCAGGGUGCCCGGGAAGGUCGCCAUCUUCGGGGUGCUCAAGCUGCCCGCGGUGGCCUACUCUGACUGCCACGUCAUCUUCGGCGUGCCAGAGAUGAAAGUCCGGAGCCAGGUGUGCCACGAUCACACCAAGCUCUGA
Molecule: messenger RNA, 678 nt
Organism: Miscanthus lutarioriparius
Lineage: Eukaryota; Viridiplantae; Streptophyta; Magnoliopsida; Poales; Poaceae
Source: the annotation of a GenBank genome assembly